Messenger RNA from Condylostylus longicornis, 1900 nucleotides. Its product is annotated as traB domain-containing protein. Bases 118 to 1596 code for a protein of 492 amino acids. The record is from RefSeq and is a predicted model, not a curated record. The transcript is spliced from 5 exons. Lineage: Eukaryota; Metazoa; Arthropoda; Insecta; Diptera; Dolichopodidae.
UACAACUGUCAAAUGUGAAAUAAUACUGUUUUUCUAAAUACAGAAAAAUAAUUUUAAUUUUAUUUUUGAAAAUUUUUUUGUUUUUUACUAUUUGCUUUAUAACUAGAUUGACGAGCCAUGGACUCGCCAUUACCUACAGAAGAUAUAAGCCUUUAUAAUAGUGCUCUAGAAAACUUUACAUUAUCUUCUAUUGAUACUGAAGAAUAUACGAAUAAUAAUACCACCAAUGGUUUAACCACCGAUUUUGCUGACUUAACUUUGAAUGGAAAUGAUGAUGAUAAUACUAUGGAUUUGAAUACAAGCUCAACAACAAAUUCAUUGCAAUUAUCUGAUAGUUCUGACUGUUUAGAGGUGGAUCCAAAGUCGCAAUUAGCUAAUAAGACAAUAUUUAAAACUGAUAAUCCGAAUUUGUCAAUUAUUGAAAUAAGUGAUACAUCUACAAAAGAGGAAGAGAAUUCUGUAUAUCUUAUUGAAUCUGAUGGUGAUGAUGAACAUAUAAAAAAGGUUAAUGCUUUACUACAUUCCAGUAAACAGAAAUUGAAUAUAUCUAGUGAAAAUUCUAAUUCAAGUAAAAAAAGUGAAAUAAAAGCUACAAAUAGUAGUAAUGUUGGUCCAAAGUUAGUAAAACAAAAAAAUAUCGAAGAAAUAACGAGAAAUCCUGCAUCACAAAGGCAAAUUAAAAUAUAUGAAACAAUUGAGGAAUUCGAAAAAAAUUUGCCUCAAACGGUAACAGUUUUGACUACACAAUGUGGAAGUAAAGUAUAUUUGGUUGGAACGGCACAUUUUAGUGAAGAAUCACAAGACGAUGUUUCAUUUGUAAUUCGAAAUGUCCGGCCUGAUAUUGUUAUGGUUGAAUUGUGUCCCUCUCGAAUCCACAUUUUAAAGCACGAUGAGAAGACACUUUUAGAAGAAGCAAAAAAUUUUAAUAUGGCAACGAUACGCAGUAUUAUUAACACGAAUGGUGUCGUAAAUGGCAUAUUUUUCAUAUUAUUGCUUCAUAUGAGUGCACAAUUGGCCAAGGAACUGGGAAUGGCACCCGGAGGUGAGUUUAGGCGCGCUUUUGACGAAGUAGUGAAAAUUCCUGGAUGUAUGUUACAUUUAGGUGACCGUCCAAUUAACAUAACACUUCAAAGAGCCCUGCGAGCACUUUCUUUAUGGCAAACAAUAAAAUUAGUUUGGCGUUUAACAUCUACUGAAAAUAUAAGUAUUGAAGAGGUUGAAGAAUGUAAGCAACGUGAUUUGCUUGAAAAACUCAUGCAAGAAAUGGCUGGCGAAUUCCCGGCGUUUAGCGAUGUGUUUGUUAAAGAACGUGAUUUGUAUUUAUGUCAUUCCCUACAAGUAGCCGCUUCACCCCAACUUACUAAUGGUGUACCAAGGCCAGUCAAAGUUGUUGGAGUUGUUGGCAUUGGACACGCGGCUGGUAUUGCACGAAACUGGGAACAGGUUGAUCCUAACGCAAUACCAGAUAUAUUAAAGAUUCCUCCAGCUAAAUUAAGUACAAGAAUUUUUAAAUAUACCAUUAAAUAUGGUUUUAUAUGUUGUUUUGCUUAUGGAAUAUAUAAAUUUGCUCGUCCGAAAUUGGUUAAAUAUUUCUAAUGUAAGGCCGCUUUCCAAAACUAAGGCGGGCAUAUUCCACAUCACAUAUUAUUGAAAAUGUAAAUAUGUAACAAUAAAUUAUUUACUGUAAUACUUAUAUUACUUAUACAUUAUACUGUAAAAAUUUCAUGUUGAGAAGACGAUUGUUUAACUUUUGAGACAACUAUUUAAAAAUAAAUCUAUUUUGUUUAAAUCAAUGAUCUAAACAAAGUAGAAUGAACAAAUUUCGUUUAAAUUAAACUUAGAUUUGUAAAUUAAACAUUGUGAAAAUGUCGUAAAUAAAAAAAACCACAUGUUAUUUGAA